AUGGCGGUCGUACAAACCGUCGUCGUCCCUGGGCCUACGGCAACCCUUACACAAAUUACCGUCAUCAAUAAGACGCAAAUAUUGACGAGCCGCAACAUAAUCACGCUUCCUACCAUCCAACUCACCAAGCGAAUAACAUCCUUUGCCACCAUUGUUGGGAUGCCUCAAGCUAUGACACCUCCAUACCCUUCUAUCACGGAUACCAGCAAAACAACAGAUCCGCUGUCUUCUGCUCCCAGGCCAGGCUCUACUGAGAAUACUCUAUUGUUGCCGUCUGGCUCAGCGCUAGAUAAUGGUUGGACAAAUGCGACGUCGGGGAUUGCGAUAUCGUGGGACCGGCCAAACCUGGUGACUGACUUAACUACAUUAUACCAAAGUCAGCUUCCCACAUUACCUAUCGGAAUAGGAACUGACACACCAAGACAAGAUGAGUCCACCCCUACGGUUAUGGAAAUUGCGACCCCUACCAAAGGGCAUCUGGGAGAGACACAAGAUUUGUACCCACCCGGUGGAAUCAGAUAUUCUCCAAACGAGAAAGUUCCUGCCAUGUCUGGUCCGCCCCCUAAGUUAGAAUCCGCUGCUGCGGUGAAUUCGCCCAGUUCAUUCGAGCCAGUUAUCAGCCAGGGUUCUCUGAUAUAUCUCCCCGCUAUGUUGUGGUCCGCGACAAUUGCUUCUGUUAUCCUGGGCAUCAUGUGGGGUGCUGCUUGA
Molecule: messenger RNA, 708 nt
Organism: Metarhizium robertsii ARSEF 23
Lineage: Eukaryota; Fungi; Ascomycota; Sordariomycetes; Hypocreales; Clavicipitaceae
Exons: 1
Coding region: 1-708 (235 amino acids)
Source: RefSeq, a predicted model, not a curated record